Molecule: messenger RNA, 11607 nt
Organism: Penicillium alfredii
Lineage: Eukaryota; Fungi; Ascomycota; Eurotiomycetes; Eurotiales; Aspergillaceae
Product: histone acetyltransferase TRA1
Exons: 4
Coding region: 1-11607 (3868 amino acids)
Biological process (GO): regulation of DNA-templated transcription; DNA repair
Cellular component (GO): NuA4 histone acetyltransferase complex; nucleus; SAGA complex
Molecular function (GO): transcription coregulator activity; protein binding
Source: RefSeq, a predicted model, not a curated record
AUGGAGCGAAACAUUGACAUAUACGCCAGCAAGCUGGGGGAUGAGAAGCUGGACGUGAAAGUCAGAGCCAAUGUCGCAACUGAGCUGCGAGACAAUAUUGAGCCAUUGUGCUCGGGCGCAAGCUACCCCAUCUUCCUGGCCAAGCUGUGGCCGGUAUUCAAGUCCAUCUUGAAGGGAGAUCCGGUCUUUUUAAAUCUUUCAUAUGACCAAAAGACCCUGGAGCUAAUGAUACCUGUCUCGACCCAGAAACUCCGAAAUUGUAUCCUUGAGACUCUCCACCGCCUACCAAUGGCUUCUCCCGACGUGGAGCCGUACGCUGCAGACAUGGUCGACCUGCUGAUGGAUUUGGCGCGCAUCGAGAACGAAGAUAAUGCUGUUCUGUGCAUGAAGACCAUCAUGGAUUUGGAACGAAACCAAGCCAAGGCAACGGCGACACGAGUGCAACCAUUCCUCGACCUGAUCCAAGAGAUGUUUCAAACCAUGGAACAGGUGGUUCGCGACACCUUCGACACUCCCAAUCAGUCGACACCUUCUGGAAUGCCGUCGACACCAAACGCUACCGCCCAGAACUUUCAGUCGCCCCGGCCAAGCUCGCCGGCUACAUCGGUGUCAGACCUGGGACCCGAUCAGCAAGCGAGUAAUGUCAUUCUCAAAGGCAUGCAGUCAUUCAAGGUGUUGGCAGAGUGCCCCAUUAUCGUUGUUUCGAUCUUUCAGACACACCGAGCCUCGGUCCAAACCAACGUGAAGCUCUUUGUGCCGCUUAUCAAGACCAUUUUGCUUCUGCAAGCGAAGCCGCAGGAGAAAGCCCACACCGAGGCAGCUGCGCAAGGCACGAUAUUCACGGGCGUGUGCAAGGAAAUCAAGAACCGGGCCGCUUUCGGGGAGUUUAUCACUGCCCAAGUGAAGACUAUGAGCUUUUUGGCGUAUUUAUUGCGUCUGUAUGCUCAUCAACUUCAGGAUUUUCUUCCCACACUCCCGUCCGUUGUCGUGCGGCUGCUCCAGGACUGCCCCCGGGAGAAGUCGGGCGCGAGGAAGGAGUUGCUGGUCGCCAUUCGUCACAUCAUCAAUUUCAACUACCGCAAGAUUUUUCUAGAGAAGAUUGACGAGCUCCUGGAUGAGCGGACCCUCAUUGGCGAUGGGCUGACUGUCUAUGAGACCAUGAGACCACUGGCUUAUAGCAUGCUUGCCGAUCUCAUCCAUCAUGUGCGCGAUUACCUCAGUCGUGAUCAGAUCCGGCGAACGGUUGAGGUCUACACCAAGAACCUGCACGACGACUUCCCUGGUACAAGCUUCCAGACAAUGAGCGCCAAAUUGCUCUUGAACAUGGCGGAGCGGAUUGCCAAACUGGAGGACAAGCAAGAGGCCCGUUAUUUCCUGAUCAUGAUCCUGGAUGCAAUCGGCGAUAAAUUUGCAUCCAUGAACCACCAGUUCAACAACGCCGUGAAGGUAUCCAUGACCUACAAAGCGUCUCGGAAGGACAUCGAGCCACAUGCAGAGUCAUACUUGGCCGAGAAGGAUCACCCGCCGGACUGGGAUGAAAUCGACAUCUUCUCUGCUUCUCCAAUCAAGACCUCCAGUCCUCGAGAUCGUGGUGGAGACCCCGUUUCGGACAACAUCUUCCUCUUCCGAAACCUCAUCAAUGGGUUGAAGAAUAUCUUCCAUCAACUGAAGAAUUGCAAUCCAGAUGACAUUCAAAUCGAUCCCAGCAACGUCCCCAUCAACUGGUCUGAAGUUUCCUAUGGAUACGAUGCCGAAGAGGUUCGAGUGAUCAAGAAGCUGUUUCACGAAGGCGCCCGCGUGUUCCGUUACUAUGGCGUGGACCAAUCUCCUCCCGAAAUGAACUAUUCUUCCCCAUUUGACUUUCUUGCGAGUCAGUAUACGGCACCAAUGUCUCGAGAAGAAAAGGAGCUUUUGGAAAGCUUCGGCACCGUCUUCCAUUGCAUUGAUACGGCGACGUUCCAUGAGGUGUUCCACUCGGAGAUCCCGUACCUACACGAGCUCAUGUUUGAACAUGGCUCUCUUCUUCACCUGCCACAGUUUUUUCUGGCCAGCGAGGCGACUUCCCCGGCAUUUUCAGGUAUGGUGCUGCAGUACCUCAUGGAGCGGAUCCACGAGGUUGGUACCUCGGACAUGACGAAGGCAAAGAUUUUAUUGCGGAUGUUCAAGCUCUCGUUCAUGGCUGUGACACUAUUCUCCGUACAAAAUGAACAAGUACUCCACCCGCAUGUCACCAAGAUCGUUACCAAGUGCAUAGAGUUAUCGGUCACCGCUGAGGAGCCCAUGAACUACUUCCUGCUCCUGCGAUCCCUUUUCCGCAGCAUCGGUGGUGGUCGGUUUGAGUUGUUGUACAAGGAGAUUCUUCCCCUCUUGGAGAUGCUCCUCGAAACAUUCAACAACUUGUUGAUGGCAGCUCAGAAGCCGCAGGAGCGGGAUCUCUAUGUCGAGCUUACUCUCACUGUACCGGCACGGCUCAGCCAUCUCCUGCCCCAUCUGAGUUACUUGAUGCGUCCGAUUGUGGUGGCCUUGCGUGCCGACUCGGACCUUGUUGGCCAGGGGCUACGCACUCUUGAGCUUUGCGUGGACAACUUGACAGCAGACUACCUUGAUCCUAUCAUGGCCCCGAUCAUGGAUGAGCUGAUGACUGCACUCUGGGACCAUCUGCGCCCUCAUCCCUAUAACCACUUCCACGCACAUACCACAAUGCGCAUUCUCGGCAAGUUGGGCGGACGCAAUCGGAAGUUCCUCAACCAUCCGCCUGAGCUGUCAUUUCAGCAGUUCGCCGAUGACAACGCCAGUUUUGACAUUCGGCUAAUUGGGCCGAGUGAGAAGUGCCCUUUCCCCGCGGACAUUGGCAUUGAUCUUGCUUUUGGCAAGCUUAUGGAAGUACCAAAAUCUUCUGCGGCAAAGGAUUCAGAUGUUUACUACAAGCAGCAGGCAUAUCGCAUGCUCAGCUCCCAUCUCAAGCUUCAGAUUGGCUACGACAAUCUUCCAGAUGACCUAGCCUCUUUGAUCCGGCUCCACGCAAAUGAUCUUUUUGAGAGUAAGGCCGGCGCCAUGACCGAUAUUCUCGAUAAGUCAGAGCGGUCAGCGUCUAUUCCGAAAAAGGUGGCACAGGAAGCCACUGUCAAGAAGCUCCUCAAAGCUUGCAUCUUUGCAACCGCCAUUCCUGACCUCGAGUCCGCCGCGAAAGCUUUCAUGGCGGAUGUUUGCAAACACUUUACCAUCAUGGAAGUUGGUCGUGCGCUUGCCCAGGCCCGGCACAAUCGCAAGCCUUUUGAUGUGGCAAAUGGAGAAGGACCUGUCCAUCUUGAUUCUCGCAUUCUUGCCGAAGCUAUCGUUGAGAGCCUUUCCUCUGAUAAUAUCCAUGUUCGGGAAGCUGCCGAGCAAGCCAUGUUGGUUGUUAGGGACGCGGCGAGUGUCAUCUUUGGCAGUCCAGAGAAGGCUUCCAAGCUUCCAUUUUUCCAGCACCUGGGCCGUGUCUUCUGCCACAGCUGCCAUAGCGAGGAGUGGUUUACUAAAGCGGGUGGCAGCUUGGGGAUCAACCUCCUUGCUACAAAGCUGGGUUUGGGAGAGUCUUGGCUUUAUGAGCGACAUGUUGAGUUUUCUCGAGCCUUGAUGUAUGUAAUUAAGGAUACGCCUUCGGAUCUGCCUGCUUCUACACGAAUCCAAUCGCAGGACACGAUGGCACUAAUCCUACGGCGAUGCGGCAAGCUUAUACCAAAGGAUGACCUCAAGAACGAGAAGAGCCGCCUGUUCGCCUUGUGUGGCUUCUUCGUUUAUGAACUUGGUCAUAUGAACAAGCAUGUCCGGGAAACCUCUCGUCGUUGCUUCACCACACUCAAGGAGGAAUUGGGUUGCGAGGUACAUGAGCUCAUUUAUCCUGUCAGAGAUCGCCUUCUACAGUCGAUUUUCAACAAACCCUUGCGUGCCUUGCCAUUCCCGACGCAGAUUGGCUUCAUCGAUGCCAUCACAUACUGCCUGAGCCUGCACAAUGACAUUGUCACGUUCAACGAGCCCCUCAAUCGACUCAUGUUGGAAUCUCUUGCUCUUGCCGAUGCGGAUGAUGAAUCGCUUGCAUCCAAGCCAAAUGAGUUCAAGAACGCCGACAUGAUCGUGAACCUGCGCGUCGCUUGCUUGCGACUUUUGUCCAUGGCAAUGAACUUCGCCGAGUUCGCCAACAACCCGCAGAACACGAGUCGUGCCCGGAUUAUUUCCGUCUUCUUUAAGACGCUGUACUCCCGAGCCCCCGAGGUGAUUGAGGCUGCGAAUGCCGGUUUAAAGGAUGUCCUCACACAGACCAACAAGCUCCCCAAGGACUUGCUGCAGAACGGGUUGCGGCCAAUCCUGAUGAACCUGCAAGAUCCCAAACGCCUGAGCGUCGCAGGCCUUGAUGGGCUUGCUCGGCUUUUGACGCUUCUCACGAACUACUUCAAGGUUGAAAUUGGCGCGCGUUUACUCGAUCAUAUGAAGGUCAUCGCGGAUGAUAGCCACUUGCAGAAAGUAUCGUUCAGCCUCGUGGAACAGAACCCGCCCAUGAAAAUCGUGGCUGCGAUUUUCAAUAUUUUCCACCUCCUCCCCCCCGCUGCAACAUCCUUCAUGGAGCACCUUAUCAACAAGGUCCUCGAACUCGAAAUGAAGUUGCGGAGAACCUCCCACAGCCCCUUCCGAAAGCCUCUCGUCAAGUAUCUCAAUCGCUAUCCCAAGGAGGCUUUGAUAUUCUUUUACGCACGCUUCAAGGAUGUGCGCUAUGGCCGUUUUUUUGGUCAAAUUUUGGCUGAUCCUGAGAGUGAAGCACUGCGGAAUGCUGUGGUGGCAGACACCGAAGGAUUCUCGUCAACUGCCUUCGGCCAGGAUUCCACCGAUGGCAAAAAUACAACCGCUAUCAAUGGAAUCUACGUCGCACACUCACUCUGCUCCUACAAAUCCACGAAGCGUUGGCUGGUGUCACAUGCGGAUUUGCGGACCAAACUUUUGACCUCUGGUAGAGAUUUGGUGCGCAAGCUUCGCGGCGAUACGUUGCCGACCGAUGAGCGAUUGAGGGUAGAACAGGCUGAAGACCAGCUUAUGGAUGUCUUCACCACUUACCUGGGCGAGGCGGCACACGAUCUGGACUUUCUUUUUGAGGUCAUUGAUGGGCUGUCUGCGGAUGAGCUGAAGCGCACGCUGGCGCUUCCCAAAUUCAUCUAUCGACAUAUCAUCACGAAUGAGUCGAUUGACUACCGACGUUCAGUCAUCAUGCGCUGCCUCGAUCUUUACGGCCAACGAGCCUGCUCGCAGAGAACCAAGACCUAUGCGUUCCGAAAUUUGGUCAAUCCUAUUUUCGCAAUGGAUGUCCAGUCCACAUGGCACAACCCAUCUCAAACUCCCAAGCUUAUGGACAAGAGUAUGACCGAGUCUAUCCAAAGCCGCUUGUGGAAGCCUCAAUUAGCCGACCUGAGUGAGGAAUCCAACCAAGCCGGCGUCGACCAUUCCCGCAUGGAGUUGCUCCAGUUGUCCGCCCUGUUGAUCAAAUACCACCAUCAAACCGUGCAAGACUCCCGCAAGGACAUCAUCAAAUUUGCUUGGAACUACAUUCGCCUCGAAGACAUCAUCAAUAAAUACGGCGCCUACGUCCUGAUCAGUUACUUCAUCGCUCACUACGAGACACCCUUCAAGAUUGUCAUCCAGGUCUAUGUUGCACUUCUCAGGGCCCAUCAGAACGAAGGCAGAGCCCUUGUCACGCAGGCUCUUGAUGUCUUAGCCCCUGUUCUGCCCACAAGAACAGGCGGCAGCCAAGGAGCAGAAGCACGGUAUCCCUUGUGGGCCAAAUGGCCCCGCCGUAUCUUGGCUGAGGAAACCGCCAACCUACAGCAGGUAAUGAGCAUUUUCCAGUUUUUGGUACGACAGCCAGAUCUAUUCUACGAGUCCAGAGAGCAUUUCGUGCCUCUCAUUGUCCCAUCCCUUAUCAAGAUCGCCGGACCGCCAAACACAACCAACGACAGCAAGAAGCUUGCACUCAACCUUAUUGGACUGAUUUGGCAUUGGGAAGAAAAGCGGGCCAAGGCUACGGAUUCUAAUGUUCCUGUGUCCAAUGGAGCCAUUGAGUCGCCAAAUGCAAAGAAGCGCAAGCUGGACGAGGCCCAAGCGACGUCAGCUUCUCCAUCUCCUGCUCUUGCACCCCCAAGCAGCAGAGAGCGGUCUGAUUACACGGUGCCUCCUGAUCUCCGCGCGGCCUUGAUCAAAUAUCUCAUCACUUUCAUUACCACAAUCCCAGAACGCUUCUUGGUCCCAGCUGCCCAGCUUCGCCCACCACCUUUGUCCAAGCAGCAGCCACCUGUGCCUACCGGCGAGAUGAUCAACAAAGCCAUGCACCUGCUCCGAAGUCUCCUUUCGCCUGAAUACUGGGGUGAUCUUGAUAUAGACCUCUACCAGAAGGUGACGGAGCCCAUCCUGACAGGCGACAAAGCAGACAAGCCCGAUGAGAAGCAGAUCACGUCGAUGAUCAAUGCCCUCCAGGUCUUGCGGGUGCUCCUGGCUACCAAGCCGGAUGAGUGGAUCACAAAUCGUCUUUCGACUAUCCAGAAGCUAUUGGAGAAGCCUUUGAAAUCCGAUAGUCCCGAGAUCCAAGAUUGCUUGCAUGGCUUGGAGGAUGAGAUGGAUGUCUCUGCCAAGUUGCCGGCCCCAGUUCGUCGGGUUCUUGAGGCCAUCCCAGAUGACCAGCCCGAUGAUGAGGAUGCGAUGGACACCGAAGGUUCGCCCUCCGAGUUUGCUACGUAUCUGUCUGCAAUCGCCACAGAAACGCUUUCCGCCAGCAACCAUGUGUCCAGUCUGAACACCUUGUGGACACUGUCCAAGAUCAAGCCUGCUGAGAUCGAUGCACACAUUCCCACAGUGAUGAAGGCGUUCUCCCAGAAACUUGCCAAGGAACACGUCGCGGCCUCGGCCAACCAGAGUGGCGCGCAAUACCAACAGGGUGCAAAGCCUACCGAAGCUGUUCCGGACCAGCAGGAGUUCGAACUGGGCGUUGACCUUAUUUUCAAGACGAUUGAGCUGAUCUCCGUGCGCAUGUCUCAUCUCGGGGAUCAACGUCGUCCGUUCCUCAGUGUUUUGGCGUCUAUUGUUGAACGGUCACACAAUAUCAAGCUGUGCAGCAAAGUGUUGGGCAUGGCUGAGUCCUGGAUUUUCCAUUCCACCGAGUCAUGGCCCACGUUGAAGGAGAAGACCGCAGUCCUCCACAAGAUGUUGCUCUUUGAAUCACGGCCGGACCCGACAAUGCUGAAGAAAUUCCUUGACCUUGUGAUUCGAAUCUACGAGGACUCCAAGAUCACUCGCACCGAGUUGACUGUCCGGCUAGAACACGCAUUCUUGAUUGGUGCAAGAGCUCAAGAUGUCGAGAUGCGUAAUCGCUUCAUGCAAAUCUUCGACCGCAGUUUGACACGUCUGGCUAGUUCGCGGCUCAGCUAUGUGCUCACCUGCCAGAAUUGGGACACACUUGCUGAUUCGUUCUGGCUUGCCCAGGCGUCUCAUCUUGUGCUUGGAUGUGUCGACAUGAACACCACUGCUCGCCUUCAUCCGGACGAUUUCACCUUGUAUCCUUUGUCGUUUCUCUUUGCUGCAGGCGAGAAGGAUUCGAGAAAGUCGGAUGUCAUGGUUGACAAUCAGCUGGAGACCUUGGUUGCAGAAUGCAAGCGGUUCAUGUCAGACAUUGGGGAUGUCAGGGUUCGCGACUUGAUUGAACCCUUGUGUCAACUCCAACAUACCGAUUCCAACGUCGCCUAUAAGCUGUGGACCACCCUCUUCCCCAUUUACUGGUCGACAUUGACAAAGGAGGAUCGCAUUGAUUUGGAGAAGGGCAUGGUGACCUUGAUUACGCGGGAAUACCAUCAGAGACAAGUGGACAAGCGGCCCAACGUAGUGCAGGCCCUUCUCGAGGGCACUGUGCGCGCCAGCCCGCGGUUCAAGAUUCCUCCCCAUGUCAUGAAAUACCUCAGUCGCACCUACGAUGCUUGGUACACUGCUGCCACGUACUUGGAAGAGACCGCCAUAAACCCCAUCAUUGACACGCCUACCGUCCGUGAAAGCAAUCUUGAUGCCUUGGUUGAGGUGUACGCGGGACUACAGGAAGACGAUUUCUUCUACGGUACCUGGCGACGCCGCUGCAAGUUUGUUGAAACCAAUGCAGCGCUCUCAUAUGAGCAACAGGGUAUGUGGGACAAGUCUCAGCAGCUCUACGAGAAUGCGCAGAUCAAGGCUCGUUCGGGAGCCAUGCCGUUCUCGCAAGGCGAGUACUUCGUCUGGGAGGACCACUGGUUGAUUUGCGCGCAAAAGCUUCAACAGUGGGAGAUUCUCAGUGAUUUCGCCAAGCACGAGAACCUGAAUGACCUCUUGCUGGAGGCCGCUUGGAGGAACAUCGAGAACUGGCAGAGCGAGGGUAAUCGUGAGCAGCUUGAGUCAUUGAUAAAAUCCGUCUCCGACGCUCCUACGCCGCGACGCACCUUUUUCCAGGCUUUCAUGGCUCUCCUUCAAUAUCAUAUGAAGGAGAACAUCCAGGACUUCAAUAGUGUUUGCGACGAGUCCAUCCAGCUUUCUAUCCGCAAGUGGCUGCAGUUGCCCAAGCGAAUCACGAAUGCCCACAUUCCGAUCCUGCAGCAUUUUCAGCUUCUGGUUGAGUUGCAUGACGCGAGCCACAUUUGCGGCAGCCUGUCUCAAACAAAUGAAAGGAACCUGGACACCAAGUCUGCGGAGCUGAAGCUUCUCCUUGGAACCUGGCGGGACCGGCUGCCCAAUCUCUGGGAUGACAUCAAUACCUGGCAAGAUCUAGUUACUUGGCGGCAGCACAUCUUCCAGCUCAUCAACGCUACCUACCUCAAUCUCCUCCCUCCCCAGACGAACAAUGUGGCUAGCAAUUCAUAUGCCUACCGCGGAUAUCAUGAGACGGCAUGGAUCAUCAAUCGCUUUGCCCAUGUGGCCCGAAAGCACCAAAUGCCGGAGGUUUGCAUCAACCAGCUCAGCCGGAUCUACACUCUGCCCAACAUCGAAAUCCAAGAGGCGUUCUUGAAACUGCGGGAGCAGGCCAAAUGCCACUAUCAGAACCCGAAGGAGCUCAACAGCGGGUUGGAUGUGAUCAACAACACCAACCUCAACUAUUUCGGACCCCAGCAGAAAGCUGAGUUCUAUACCCUGAAGGGCAUGUUCCUUGCCAAGCUUGACUAUGUCAAUGAGGCCAAUGAGGCGUUUGGCGUCGCUCUCUACUACGACCUCCGGCUCGCCAAGGCGUGGUCCGAGUGGGGACAGUACAGCGACCAGCGGUUCAAGGCGGAUUCGACCGACUAUGAGUUGGCUAGCAAUGCCGUCAGCUGCUAUUUGGAAGCUGCCGGCCUCUACAAGAGUGCUAAAUCCCGGAAGCUGCUCAGCCGUAUCCUCUGGCUUCUUAGCCUGGACAAUGAUGAAGGGCGCAUCGCAAGUGCCUUCGAGAGCUUCAAGGGAGAUACGCCCGUUUGGUACUGGAUAACUUUCAUCCCGCAGCUCCUGACCAGCCUGUCACAUCGCGAGGCUCGCCUGUGCAAGGCUGUGCUCGUGAAGAUCGCCAAAUUGUACCCACAGGCGCUCUUCUUCUUGCUCCGCACCAACCGAGAGGACAUGUUGAGCAUUAAGAAACAGCAUGACCAAAAGCAGGAGAAGUUGAACCGUGCCAGACAACAACAGCAGGGCUCUUCGCCCAAUAUGAAGACUCCUGCGACUGGCGAUGGGUCUCCUGCCCAGAAGGGGCAGGCUGGUGUUCCAGCUCCCAGCGCUUCCCCGGCCGGCCAGCCUGCCACUUCACCGGCUACGCAGACACCCGGCCAGGCGCAACAAUCGCAAAGCCAGUCUCCCGCCCAGCCUCAAGGUCAAGUGCAAGCAUCUCCACGACAAGGACAAGGUCAAAGUCCCAACCAAGCCCAAGGACAACAGCAGCAAGGGCACUUGAAAGUGCCCGGUCAGAACGGGGCCCAGCAGCCAAACCAGGCCGCAUCCACCGAGCCCGAGAAGGAGCCUCUCAAGAAACCAUGGGAAUACUCAGACGAAAUCAUGUCUGGACUCAAGACAGCUUUCCCGUUGCUCGCUUUGUCUAUGGAAACGAUGGUCGACCAGAUCCACAAGAAUUUCAAGUGCCCGCCCGACGAGGAUGCCUACCGUCUUAUUGUCGCUCUGUUGAACGACGGACUGGCCUACGUUGGACGCAUGCCUGGGUCGUACGCGCAGGAUUUUAAGCUGCCUGCUGCAACUGAAGCCAAUAUCACCCGCUUCGCAGAGACUAUCCUUCCAGCGCAUAUCCGCAAGUCCUUCGAGGCAGACUUUGUCACCAAGAAGCCGACGAUGUACGAAUACAUCCAGAAGUUGCGCCGGUGGCGAGACCGGUUUGAGGAGAAGCUCGACCGGCGACCACAGUCUGGAUUCCUCGAGAGCUACUCGCCGCACCUCAGUGAAUUCCGUUUCCUCAAGUUCGAUGAGGUUGAGGUGCCUGGGCAAUACCUUCUGCACAAGGACAAGAACCAGGACUUUGUCCGCAUCGACCGUUUCCUUCCUGAUGUGGACCUGGUACGGGGCAUUGGUGUCUGCCACCGCCGCCUUAAGAUUCGUGGACACGAUGGUAGUAUUCAUGCUUUCGCUGUUCAACAUCCCGCUGCACGACACUGCCGGCGCGAGGAGCGCAUCCUUCAGCUGUUCCGGAUCUUCAAUGGACUGUUGGCGAAACGCAAGGAGAGCCGACGCCGGAACUUGUACUUCCAUCUGCCUUUGAUGGUGCCAUUGGCGCCGCACAUCCGCUUGGUGCGGGACGAUUCGUCGUAUAUCUCGAUGCAAGGCAUUUACGAGGACUACUGCCGACGGGUGGGUGUCAACAAGGAUGAGCCGGUGCUUUUCACGAUGGACCGCAUGCGUUCGCUUGCCGAAACGAAGCAGAAUCGCACGCCCGACCAGCAGCAAGUUCUUCGCACCGAGAUCCUAACGGCUAUUCAAGACAAAUGGAUCCCCAGUACUGUGGUUUUGGAAUACUUCCAGCAGACGUACCCCAACUUCGCGGACUUCUGGCUUUUCCGUCGCCAGUUUGCCUACCAGUACGCGGCUGUGGCCUUCAUGACUUACGUUAUGCACAUUGGCAACCGCUACCCGAACAAGAUCCUGGUCUCUCGCUCAACUGGCGACAUCUGGGGCGCGGAGCUGAUCCCGACAAUCAACCCGGCCAAGGCAUUCUUCUACAACCCCGAACAGGUUCCCUUCCGGUUUACUCCCAAUAUCCAGACUCUGCUGGGGCCCAUAGCCACCGAGGGUGUGUUCGCCUGUGCCAUGAUGGCAAUCGCCCGCUGCCUGACGGAGCCACGCCACGAGCUGGAGCAGCAGCUCAGCGUCUUUGUUCGUGACGAGAUGAUGUUCUGGGCGACUGCGCAGCAUCGUGGGGUCUUGCCGGUCCCGCAGUUGCGCGACCUGGUCUACAACAACAGCGAGAUAAUUGUCAAUCGUGCCGUCAGCCUCGCCAGCCCGCCGGAGGGCAACCUGCCCGCCAACCAAACCACCAUUGAUUUGGUCUCGCGUGCAGUCAACCCCCAACACCUGGCCUCGUGUGAUGCGUUGUGGAUGCCGUAUCUCUGA